UUAUUAUUCGUCGUAUUUCUUCAACAAUUAAGUAACUAAAACAUAACUUCUUUUGACGUAAAGCUGAACGAACAUCAACAUUUUCUAUCUUAUUUACGACAGUAAUAUUUAUUAGUGUAAAUUCAAGAUAUUUACAAUUUUUUAAAAGCAAUCAUGAGCAUAAAAGAAUUUUACGCCGGAUGUAAUAUUUUCAUAACAGGCGGGACCGGAUUCAUGGGCAAAGUUUUGAUUGAAAAACUACUGCGAUCGUGUCCGGGUAUCAAAAACAUAUAUGUUUUGAUGAGACAUCGCAAAAAUAAAUGUAUAACUACCAGAGUAAAAGACAUGUUGACGUUACCGCUGUUCGACAGAAUUAACACAGAGCAACCCGGUGUCGCAGAAAAGAAAAUAAUUCCUGUACUUGGGGACAUGAGUGAAAUUAAUUUGGGAAUAAGUGAUGACGAUUACGAUAUGUUGGUUCGCAACGUUUCGAUUGUUUUUCACGUCGCAGCAACAGUUCGGUUUGACGAGCCUCUUCAAGAAGCGAUUAUCAAAAAUGUAAGAGGAACACGAGAAGUUGUAAAAUUAUCUGGACAAAUGAAAAACCUCAUUGUAUUUUUACACGUAUCAACGACCUACUGCAAUUGUAACAGAGUUUAUGUGGAUGAAAAAGUGUAUGAAUCGCCUAUCAGUUGGCAGGAUGCAAUUUCGAUUGCAGAAAACUUGGAUCCCAAAUUGUCUGAAAUUUUCUCGAAAAAAUUCUUGGGAUCGUUUCCGAAUACGUACACAUUAUCAAAAUUAUUGGCCGAGCAAAUAAUCAAAGAUAAAUCGAACAGGUCGGAUCAUAACAGUUAUAUGCCAAUGGUCAUAUUCAGACCGUCGAUAGUUAUAUCUUCGGUAGAAGAGCCUGUAGCCGGAUGGAUAGAUAAUAUUAAUGGACCGAUCGGCCUCAUGUUAGCUGCUGGUAAAGGCCUAAUACAAGUCACUCUGGCUGAUAAAAAUGCAGCUCCAGACUUCAUGCCCGUCGACUUAUCAAUUAAGGCGAUGAUACUGGCCGCUUAUCAUCGUGGGACACACAAGACACCGCGUAAGGCGUGGUUGCAGUUCAGCUACUACAGGGAACACCAAUAACACUGCUUAAUAUAUUAUUGAAUAGCAUACACUAAAAUUUAGUAUAAUAUUUAUUAUCUUUCUCUGUGCCAGCAAUGUUUAAAUCCUACUCCUAAAAAUUUAAAGUCACUUACAUGUAAAUAAAUAAAAUAUAAAAAAGGUAGACAACUGGGUACCGUCUUGCUGUACAUUAUAGUUGUCGAGUGGGUCACUGUAACGGGUGGGUUAAAUUAGAAUUCAAUUAUUAUACAUCAUUGUAAUCGAAAAAGAGUGAAAAAUACAAACGGAGACGAUCUGUCAGCCUAUAUUGUUAAGUAUAUUCCAUGAUGUUAUGUUUUUG
Melanaphis sacchari is the source of this 1429-nucleotide messenger RNA. RefSeq names its product putative fatty acyl-CoA reductase CG5065. The transcript is spliced from 7 exons. Lineage: Eukaryota; Metazoa; Arthropoda; Insecta; Hemiptera; Aphididae. Gene Ontology annotation, molecular function: alcohol-forming very long-chain fatty acyl-CoA reductase (NADP+) activity. Gene Ontology annotation, biological process: long-chain fatty-acyl-CoA metabolic process. The coding region runs from base 154 to 1110 and encodes 318 amino acids. Gene Ontology annotation, cellular component: peroxisome. The record is from RefSeq and is a predicted model, not a curated record.